GCAAUAAAAAGCCAUCUUUGUAUUGUUCCUGUAACACUCGCGCUCAGCUCCCGGGAACUGCACACUUACUUUGGGGUUUUUUUUUUUUUUUGUAAAUAGCUAAUUUUAUUACAUUGAGAAUGUCAGACACAGCAGUGGACGCCAGUGUGGAGAAGAGCACCAAGGACUUAAAAGCAAAAGAGAAGGAAGUUGUAGAAGAAGCAGAAAAUGGAAAGGACAAGCCUACCAAUGGGAAUGCAGAAAAUGAGGAAAAUGGAGAGCAAGAGGGAGAUAAUGAAGUUGAUGAAGAGGAGGUAGAUGAGGAGGAUGAAGAGGAUGAUGUAGAAGGAGACGAUGAUGAGGUAGAUGACGAUGAUGAAGUAGAGGGAGCCACUGGCAAGAGAGCAGCAGAAGAUGAUGAGGACGACGACGAUGAUGUUGAAACAAAGAAGCAGAAAACAGAUGAAGACGACUAGAGUGGGGAAUUGUCCCUGUCUCAAAAUAAGUCUAUAUAUAUAACCUUUGCCCCCACCGCCUGUCCUCAACUCUGAAAUAUGGGUCACAGAAAAGCAAUUCUUCCGUCCCUCCCUUAUGCAGGCUUUUUUUGGCCCCACAUACUCCGUCCACAAAUUACACCACCUUUAAAGGUGCCAGUCACAUUGCCCAUGUGGCUUUGUUUUUUUUUUGUUACUUUCUGCAGCAACCUGUGGGUCACUUUUCAUGGUUUAGCCCUGCACUGCCAGUAUAGAAUGCAUUCAUUUGCUUUCCUUUCCAGUUAUAAUAAUGUUCUUUUGGGUGGGGUGAAAUCUUUUUCAUAAAUUCUAGAGGGGUUAUUUUGCUUUUUUCCUUUUUAUAAAAAUAACUGGGAAACGAACACCUUGGAAGUGGUCCCCUGUUUGUAUUUUUUAUUUACAUUUUAUAUUUUUGUACAUAUUGGUAUACAACUGUCCUUUUCUGUACUGGGGAUCCGACUGCCAGGGUGUAUGGGGGGGGGGCUUUUAAAUUAAAACAUUUUAUUUGUGCCCCUCCUUUUUUGAUAAUUGUUCCCUUGGCUAUAUAUGGAGGAAAUAUCUUGCAUUUUUUUAACCCCCUUUUCUGGGAAGCAGGGGAAUGGCGGUGGGAGGUGUGGAGUUUGAGAGCUGUCUCUUCUCCAAAUGGCAGAAUCUUUACAAAAAAGCAAAAAUUGUUAUAAAAAAACUUAAAAUAAAUAAGACAAAGUCCCCAAUAUAAAAUUCAGAUCAUUCCAGUAACUUUUGAACAUAUUUUUAGCUGUACUUUAGAUGAGUUUGGAUGAGAAUGGCCAAAGAUUUUCCUUUUAAUUUUGUUUUGUCUCUGAAAUGGCUUUUUUUUUUUUUGUGUUUGUUUGGCCUGUUUGGGAGUGUGUGGCAGUAUUGUCAAUAAAACUGCAAUUUUAAUUUGCAGGCUUUCCUUUUGUUC
Xenopus laevis (African clawed frog) is the source of this 1416-nucleotide messenger RNA. RefSeq names its product prothymosin alpha S homeolog (gene ptma.S). Gene Ontology annotation, biological process: positive regulation of transcription by RNA polymerase II; negative regulation of apoptotic process. Gene Ontology annotation, molecular function: histone binding. Gene Ontology annotation, cellular component: nucleus. Lineage: Eukaryota; Metazoa; Chordata; Amphibia; Anura; Pipidae. The record is from RefSeq and is marked provisional.